ACUUUGAUACGGCGGCGGUUGGCAGCUGAAAAGGGAGGAGGUCAGGAGGAUAUUGUUGGUGCUAUGAGGGCACAGGAAAAGGUGCAGCAGGCUGAUGAUUUGUCAGAUGAGGAGGAGGAGGAGAAGUAGUCAUUGUACUUUUGGAAAUAAAACACCGGACCGGUACUCCGACCUUAUCCACGAUGGCACCAACACCGUCUCCCGCCUGGGUGUAUCCCACCCUCUCCCUACGCAUUCCCGACCUCGCACACCCCGGCGUCCAUACAUUCCUCCAGCUCCUCGACCCGCACACCGCCCUAACUCUCGCCGUCGAAGCCACCCUGACGCAUCUCUACGACUCCUCUGCGAAUGCGCCGGUUGUCGGGAGCGUCGUCUUGGUGCUACGGAGCAUGGACGGCGUGGCGCACACGACGGGGAGCGAGACCCAUAAAGAGAUCCAUCUGAGUGUGGAUUACAUCGUGAAAAAGGGAGGGCCAGCGGAGGCGGUGCGGCACGAGAUUAUGGGUGUGUUGACGCACGAGAUGGUGCAUUGUUUUCAGUACAACGCGCGGGGGACGUGUCCUGGCGGGUUGGUCGAGGGUAUCGCAGAUUUCGUGCGUCUUCACGCUGACCUCGCCCCUCCACAUUGGUCCCCCGAUUCUGUCCCAGACAAAUGGGACGCUGGGUAUGAGCAUACAGCAUAUUUCCUCGAUUGGCUAGAGAAUAGAUAUGGACAAGGGACGGUGCAGGAACUCAAUGGACUGAUGAAGGACCGUGAGUGGGACGAACAGAUAUUCAAGGAGCUGACUGGACGGAAGCUGGGCAAGUUGUGGAAGAUCUAUGUUGGUAACCGGGACUCGGCCGUUUGAAAUACCAUUGCAAUAAAACUAGCCGACCGCCAGCGUAGAGCGGCCACGGCCUGGCACCGGCGGAACCUCUUUCUGGGAC
Molecule: messenger RNA, 927 nt
Organism: Guyanagaster necrorhizus
Lineage: Eukaryota; Fungi; Basidiomycota; Agaricomycetes; Agaricales; Physalacriaceae
Product: plant basic secretory protein
Exons: 3
Coding region: 183-848 (221 amino acids)
Source: RefSeq, a predicted model, not a curated record